Bolinopsis microptera is the source of this 621-nucleotide messenger RNA. Its product is annotated as COX assembly mitochondrial protein homolog. Lineage: Eukaryota; Metazoa; Ctenophora; Tentaculata; Lobata; Bolinopsidae. The transcript is spliced from 3 exons. The record is from RefSeq and is a predicted model, not a curated record. The coding region runs from base 2 to 421 and encodes 139 amino acids.
AAUGGCCGAGUCGAGUUCCUCACAAGAAAAGCCUGCAGAACAGAGCAAAUUCGAUCAAGAUAACAUUCCCAAGCCUUCUAAAAUGUUGCUACUCAGAGCAGAGCGAGACAUUCUUAUCAACGAUAUGAUCAGAGAAAAAGCUAAGGAGGAGGUAAAAUACUGCUUCAACCAUUUCGCGGAAAUGUCGAAAUGUCAGCAAGAACACGGAAUUGUGUCUGGACUUUGGAAGUGUACUGAAGAAAAUAAGGGCUUCAAGAUGUGCAUGCAAUGGGCGUUUUAUGACGAAGAACUGCGAGACUCAUGUAAGAAUGAGUACGUUCAGCGGAAGAGGGAAGCAGUGCAGAAAAAUAAGGAGCAGGAACUUGAAAACCAAAUCAGAUUAAAGGUUAUCGACGAUUGGAUGACGAACCAAAAUAAGUAGGCUACCAGAAAAGCACUUCGUCGUGAAGUGGAAUGUAAAAAGCAACAAUUUCCGACGAUCUUUUCGAGAUGAAGCUACCUUCGACCCUCUUUGAUAGCAAUGCCAUAUAUAUAUGCUGUUGUGACCCAGGCGAAAUGGCUUAAAUAAGAUCUUGUUUGUGGACAAUUAAGUUAUUUGAAGUUUGAUAAAUAGUUUGUUAA